This is a messenger RNA of Gryllus bimaculatus (two-spotted cricket), 1886 nucleotides long. Lineage: Eukaryota; Metazoa; Arthropoda; Insecta; Orthoptera; Gryllidae. The record is from the annotation of a GenBank genome assembly.
GUUCUAACGGAUGAACAAAGAAAACGUAUGGAAAAGAACAGGCUUAUUGCUCAAGAAAGAAGGCUGCUUAGACUGAAGGAAUUACAGGAAAAUCAAAAGCAAAAUGAAGAAAAUUCAACAUCAGAAAUUGUAGAAGCAACAGGGGAAAGAAAUGAAAUACAAAGAAGCAAGGGUCAAUAUGUGCCUGUAACAGAACCAAAUGAAGAAGGAAAUGUGUCACAGCCAGUGGAGUCUAUUCCUCUCACAGCUGACAAAAUUCCAGAAAUGGGAGCAGAAAGUUUCAGGAUUAUUAAUAAAGAAAAUUCAACAACAGAAAUUUCAGAAGCAACAGGGGAAAGAAAUGAUGAAAUACAAACAAGCGAGGGUCAUGAAGUUCCUGCAACAGGAUCAAAAUCAAAUGAUCAAGAUUCGCAGCCAGUGGAGUCUGUUCCCCUCACAACUGACUGAAAUCCAGAAACUUUUAGUUAUUAAUGAAGAAUUUGAAGUAAUUGAAAAAUGCAAUAGUCUAAAAGGAAAAUGAAUAAAAUAUUUUGUUCAAGUCCUACCAAUAUUUUCAUUAUGAAAAUUUCUCAUGAUUGUUUCAAGUUUCUAUACAUUUGUGUUUCUCAUUAUUCAUGUAUAUUUUCAUUUUAUUAAAAUUGGAUUAUAUUCACAAAAUUAAUUAAAUUAUCUGUGGCUAACAUUAUCAAAUUAGCUCUUUUAAAAUUGUUUUUGUCAAAAAUUAUUUAUGUUCAUAUACAUUAAAAUUACUUCGCUUAUUUUUGUUGCUUCAUCCUCUAUGUAAAACCACAACACCCAAGCUGAGUUAAAUACUGAUAAUUUAAAAACAAAAAUAUUUAAACAUGUUGGUUUUCACUGUGCCAAUAAAACUAUUGGUGCUACAAAAUGGCAGAGGUCUUCAUACUGUAGGGGACUUCUGAAAGAAUAAGAACAAACCAUUGGCUUAUACUUAAACAGUUCACUAUAGUGAAAAGUUUUGUUUUGAAUAUCUAAAACAAAGGUAACAAAUUUCAUUAAAAAUGUUUGAAAUACAAUUCCUGGAACAAUGGAGCAGUACAUUCAAAAGGAAGCUUGCAUGUACAAUCGUGUUAUAAGGUUACUUUGUGCAUAUGUAGUGAUAAUGCUUACAAUAUUAAACAAUUUCAACUGAAAUGGUAGAAUAAUUUUUUUCCCUCUAUUUAGGAUCCAUAAUUAAUUUUAAUAGUAAUUUAUCAAAUUGUAAUCAUUUUUAAUAAAUUAAAGUAAUUGUAAUACUGUUUUUAAUAUUAAUCUCUACUUAAAAGAAGUAGGGUCUUAAUGCAAAAAUAAAUAUCUUUAAAAGUUCAAAAAGACACUCAAUUAAAUUUAUUGUAGCAAAGUACAUUCCUGCACUGCAGUUUUUGGAAUUACAAGCACUCGACAUCAAAAAAAUUCAUGCCAUUAAUAUUGUCUUUGUCCACCAUGUGCUUUCAUUACUGCCUGGCAUUGUUAGAAUUUAAAUUAUUAAUAAAUUGCUUGCUCAAUUCUUGAAAUCACACAGCCACAAGAGACUCAAGUAGUUCUAUUUGAUUUCUACAUUUCUUUUUUGUCGCUGCAUUCCCCAAAAAAUUUUUAGUUUUCAAUCAAAUUUGAGAUGAGGGCUAUUGCCAGGCCGGUGUAAGAUGUGCACCCCAUUUUUUGCAGGAAAGAUUUUACCUAAAAUGUAGAAAUGUGUACUAAUUGCUUAUAUUUAGUUUCUGCCCUAUCCACUACAAAUAGCAUUCACACAACUUAUGAAAACACUGUGGCAAGGAAGAGAAUUGUCUUGAAAAUGGUCCCUAAUAAUUGUCAUCAGCUUCAUUUCAAGAAUAUUUUUUUUAAAAAUUCUUAGUCAGUAAUUCUGAAAGGAUUUAUAAUUGUGAGGUAGU